GUGAAGCUGAAAAUGAAUUUGCUGCUGACAAUCGCACUAUUUGGAACGCUUUCUUGGGCUUUGCCCAUAGGUCAAGAGACUGAGAGAAUUUCAAAAAGGGACAGGGAACUUGCUGAGAAAUACAUACAACAUUAUUAUCCUGAAUCAGAUUCAACACCUGUGAUCAAAAGCAAAGCCAAGAAUGGCAUUGCUCCAGAAAAAAUACGGCAGAUGCAGAAUUUCUUGGGGUUGAAAGUGACUGGCAAAUUGGAUGCAAGCACUUUGGAUGCUAUUAAAAAACCCAGGUGUGGCAUUGCUGACAUAGGAGAAUACAACAUGUUUCCUGGUUCACCUAAAUGGGCAAAGAAAGCACUGACAUACAGGAUUCUAAACUAUACCCCUGACAUGGAACCCCGCUAUGUAGACUAUGCAAUUGAGAAGGCUUGGAAAGUGUGGAGUGAUGUGACUUCCCUGACCUUCACCAGAGUUUAUAGGAAACCUGCCGACAUUGAAAUCUCUUUUGUUAAUAGAGUACACGGAGAUGCUUUUCCUUUUGAUGGGGAAGGUGGAAAUUUGGCCCAUGCCUUUUCACCUGCUUUCGGUGGGGACACCCAUUUCGAUGAAGAUGAAUUUUGGGCCAAGGAUUUGAAAGGAACCAACCUUUUUCUGGUAGCUGCCCAUGAGUUUGGCCAUUCAUUGGGGCUUCAACAUUCCAGUGAUUUAGGGGCUCUGAUGUUUCCAAUCUAUCAACCAAUGGAUCCCAAAGCCUUAAGACUUCACCGUGAUGAUAUUGCAGGCAUCCAGAGCCUUUAUGGAGCCCCUGGAGAUGAUGAUGAUGAGAAUGAGGAUGUAUUGGAAGACCCUACAACUGCCCCAACAGAAGUGCCAUCAACAGAACCAUGCCACCCUGACCAAGCUUUUGAUGCUGUGACUUCUCUUAGAGGAGAAACCAUAUUCUUUAAAGACAGUUUCUUCUGGCGAAAAAAUCCCCUCCGAAGUACAAUUGAGAAAGAUCCCAUUUCUGCUUUCUGGCCAACUUUGAGCACUGGCAUAGAUGCUGCAUAUGAAAACAGAGACAAGGACAUCGUCUUUCUUUUUAAGGGACAAAAGUAUUGGUCUUCCAGGGGAAAUAUUAUAGAGCAUGGUUUCCCAAGGAACAUUCAGAAUCUGGGCUUCCCACACAACAUUAAAAAAGUUGAUGCAGCAGCUUAUGACAGUAGUUCAAAGAAAGUAUACUUCUUUUCUGGUGACCGUUAUUGGAGGUAUGAUGAUGAAAAGAACUCCAUGGAGCAAGGGUAUCCAAGAAAAAUAGCAGCUGACUUCCAUAACUUUCGCUCCAAGGUGGAUGCUGCUUUUAUAGAUAAUGGACACUUCUAUUUAUUCAAUGGUCCAAAGCAGCAUGAUUUUGACUUUGCAACCAAGAGAUUUCUGGGCAUAAAGAAGAGUAAUAGCUGGCUGGAUUGCCAGUGA
Molecule: messenger RNA, 1449 nt
Organism: Thamnophis elegans (Western terrestrial garter snake)
Lineage: Eukaryota; Metazoa; Chordata; Lepidosauria; Squamata; Natricidae
Product: stromelysin-1-like
Exons: 10
Coding region: 13-1449 (478 amino acids)
Biological process (GO): collagen catabolic process; proteolysis; extracellular matrix organization
Cellular component (GO): extracellular matrix
Molecular function (GO): metalloendopeptidase activity; zinc ion binding
Source: RefSeq, a predicted model, not a curated record